This is a messenger RNA of Phaedon cochleariae (mustard beetle), 4415 nucleotides long. The record is from the annotation of a GenBank genome assembly. NCBI's taxonomy places the organism in Eukaryota, Metazoa, Arthropoda, Insecta, Coleoptera, Chrysomelidae.
AGAUGAACAUGUCCUGUUCAAUUCCUGUGGUUUUUUCUGUUUUUUUAUAUAUAUUUACAAUAAAAUGAUGAUAUUAAAAUUAUGAAGCAGAAUAAGUUGGAAGAAUCUUUGGUUGAAUGGCCUGAAUGGGUGAACUCAUAUAGCCAUUAUAGCAUACAGUAUCAUUCAUCACAGCUACUGUACUAUUGUUUAAUCUACUGAAGGUAUUUUCAUUACCUUGAAGAAAAGGCGUUGCUAUAUUGUUGUGGUUGGUAUAUAAUCUGUGUUUCCUGCUUGCAGUUUAGUGGUUUCCUGUGUAUAUCCUGUUUUGCAUUACCAUUUUACCAAAAGUAGGGAAUCUAAGCUGGAAUCAUUUUCUAGUGAUUUAUCAGAGUCCUUUUGAUAUCCAAAUCCAACCACAUCCAACCCGAAUAGUUGUACUUUACAUUAGUAAAAAUAAAAAUCUUCUUACUUUCACUACUGUGAUGUAAUGUUUAAAAACAAAACAUCUCCUUUAUUUGGGUGAAUAUAAACAAUGUAUAAUCAAUCAAUCCCUUAAAAGAAUAGGCUUUUACAAAGUUCUAUAAUAUACCAGUGCAAAAUGUCUGAAGAAGGAAUUGAAUGGCUUGGAUGUAUUUUGUCUGAAGUACAAUUGGGUCAGUUCUUAGUGCCAAUUAGAGAUGAUCUUCAAAUCACAAGGCUAGAACAUUUUGACUUUGUGAAACCAGAAGAUUUGGAAAAAAUUGGGAUAAGCAGACCAGGAGCUAGAAGACUAUUAGAAGCUGUUAAGAAAAAGAGAACCCAACAGAAAAAACGAAACUUGAUCAACAAGUUGAUCCCAGUUACUGGUAAGGGGACUAUAAGUAAGAAAACUGAGACAGAAACUAUUGCUAUUAGUGAUUUUACAUCAUGUCUCAUCCAAGAGAGCAAUAUUACUUUAUCUGUCAAACUAGGAGAUGGAAGUUUUGGGGUUGUAAGAAGGGGAGAAUGGGUAAGUCCUACAGGAAAAUCCAUUCUUGUUGCUGUGAAAGUAUUGAAAGCAGAUGCUCUGAGUCAACCAGGGGUAUUUGAGGAUUUCAUCAAAGAGGUGCAAGCAAUGCAUGUUCUCAGUCAUCAAUAUUUGAUAAGGUUAUACGGGGUGGUGCUUUCUCAGCCGAUGAUGAUGGUGACUGAGCUAGCCCCUCUUGGAUCUUUGUUGGAUUUCCUGAGGAAACAGUGCCAACACACUCCGGUGUCGAUGUUGUGUGAAUAUGCCACGCAGGUGGCCAAUGGGAUGGCUUAUUUGGAGAGCAAAAGGUUCCUGCACAGGGACCUGGCAUGCAGGAAUGUGUUAUUGUCAGCUGUGGAUAAGAUAAAAAUCGGCGAUUUCGGCCUGAUGAGAGCUCUGCCGCAAGAGGAAGAUUGUUACGUGAUGACCGAGCACAAAAAAGUCCCUUUUCCUUGGUGCGCUCCCGAAUCUCUGCGAUACAGGCAGUUCAGCCAUGCUUCAGACACGUGGAUGUUCGGUGUCACCGUGUGGGAGAUGUUUACUUUCGGCGAAGAUCCCUGGAUGGGAUUGAUCGGGUCCGAGAUUCUGCGCAAAAUCGAGAAAGAAAACGAACGCUUGGCCCUACCUGACGCAUGCCCACCCCUAAUCUACGCCACUCUCUUGCAAUGCUGGGCGAAAAAACCCGAAGACCGACCGACCUUCGCCUCUCUCAAAGAUUUCUUCCGCAAAAACGUCACGCCGGUGAUGAAAUCUUUAGGAAGACAAAACGAACCCGACAAGCUGGAAGUGCUUGAAGGGGACGAAAUCGCCAUUAUUGACGGUAGUUCGGAGUUGUAUUGGUGGAAAGGGCAGAACCAGAGGACAUUCGAGAUAGGGUUGGUGCCUAGGUGUUUGGUAGAUCCGAUGCGGCCCAAACAGUCGGAUGAUAUCAGUAAACCUCUUCAAAACUCGUUCAUCCACACUGGACACGGUUCAGCUUUUGGGGAAUCCUGGGGCAGCCCUUCUUAUAUCGACGAAAUGUACCUGAAAAACCCGAUGGACCCGCCUGAUCUCUUGGGAAUACGAAGACAGCCGAAACCGUCACCGCAACUCUGUGAUAGAAGAAAAUCAUCUUCAUUAAGCCUAAACAGCUCUCUAAGAAGAACUGACAAGCAGUUCAAUUACAAAAAACUGACGAACCAGAACAGCUUCAAGUUGUCGAAGCCUCAAAGGCCUCCGCAACCGAAAAUCGAUGCUUCAAAGGAAGAAGUGUUGGUCGAUAUAUCGCCUGAGGAUGCUUCUGUCACGCGAAUCAAAGACAUUCCUGGUAGGUCCACACACGGAUCAGUUAGUUUGCUGGAUGAACCGAUAGAUGUGCCACAAGAAGUGUCUCUUUCAGAACAAGAAUUUUGGAAAUCCAACGAUCUUCAAGAAACAGCACCACCACCAUAUCAUGCCCCACCUGCCUACUACAAUUCUUCUGCGUUCGCCUUAGAUCCACCGGAAAUCGACCCCUUUGACACGUCAUACGUGUACAAACCCCCUCCCAUAUACAGCUACCCCCACAAACUACCCAGUCCCAAUUUCGACCCUACUAACUCCCCCAGUAAAAAACCCAUCACCAGUCCCAACAAAACUAAAAACAACUAUGUACAAGGGGAUAUUUCUAACAGAGGGAUGAACUACUUCAAAACUACCCCUUGCGACAAGGAACAAACGAUUGCGGUGUCAAAAAGUGUACCUGUUGCACAAAAAAACAUGGCUUCGCCUGUUAAACCAGCAGGAAAUGGUUUGGAAAACGGGAUUUCGCUCUUGAAGCUCGACGCUUCGCCUUCGAAAAAUGCGGAGGGGAAGUUUUUGGCUGAUUUGGAGAAAUAUUUGUUGGGCAAGGAGAAGGACAGGGGGAAGGAGAACAAGAAGGUGGAAGAAGUGGCUGGGGCUGCGACGUUGCCAAAAAUUCAAAACGAUGCUUACUCCAACUUGGGUGAUUUGUACAUGAAAACCUCAGAUUCGUGCACCAAGAACUACACCAAGGCCAUCAUAAAUAAAAUGUGGUGCGAAUCUACCAACAACGGAAAUCUCAAGCAAAGCAACAAACAUGUACAAAUCGAUACGAAUCAACGGCAAAACAAGAACGAAACAUACGUAGUCAAUUGCGAAUUCGGUCAAUUCAAAAGCAACAGGAGGUACGACCCAGUGUACUCUUCUUCCAGUUCUAUGUACUCAGGAAGUACAAAUUACGAGAUAGCAACUAAUUUCAAUUCAACCAGUAAGUGUUCAGAAAGUACAACGCAAAACGUCUACAACACCUCCCUUCCCCAACACUCUGUAUACAGCAACGACUCUAACACUCUCUACAACACCGCCGUACAAAUGAACAACAUUUACGGCAACAAAACUGCCACUAACGACAACCACCCAACUCCUUAUAACAACCAAACAGUAACUAAUGACACUCACGACCAACGAGCGUCUACUAACGACAAGCCAACAACUACUUAUGGCAACCAAACGUCUAGUUAUGGCAACCAAACGUGUAGUUAUGGCAACCCAACGACUACUUAUGGCAACCAAACGCCUACUAACAACUGCCAAACGGUUGCUUACGGUUACGGUACUGGUAGGCGGUACGACGAGACUAUCGAAGAGAGGUUGUACCAUGAGGUUCCGGAUAAUUUGUACAGUCAAGUGCCGGAGGAUGACGAGCUGAGGCCUCACAGGCCUGCUCCGACAAAGCCUACUCGGAUGCAACCGCUCAGCAUGCAACAGAUACAGAGGAAAUUGCAACAGGGACAGCUUACAGCAGACGCAGAAAGACUGAUGACGUCAGAGUACCGAAGCAAUAAAAUCAGUCAAGUGAGAGACUGCGUUCCCGAUGCGGAUGCAGAUCAGUGUCUUUCAGCUUUGCAAUCGUGCGGUUGGGAUGUCGCAUUGACAGUUAAAACGCUCAAAAUCGACAAACUUUGCAGGUUAGGUUUGGCGGACAGAGCUCGUUGUGAAGCGGCCUUGCAACAGACCAAUUGGAACGUGGAGUUGGCCGCUUCGGCCAUUUUGGACACUUGAUAUUAGGUGUACCUGAGUAAGCAAUAAUGUUUAGUGAAUCUAUACGUCACAUUUCACGUGCCAAAGAUAUAUCUCCAAUAAUCAAAAGUGUUAGAAAAUUUUACCUAUGUAGUUAGUGUUCAGGCUUAUUGAUAUUUUUUUUUGUUCACUUAUUAUUUGAGUGACUCCUCCAGAACUUAGGCUCAUAUUUAGUCAUUAGGUGUAGGUAGUUCAAUUACCUAUAGACAUAUUUAUUUUGUUUUUUUUUUUGUCUGUUUUGUAGUUUUUAUUCCAAUCUGAAUUCAGAUAUGCAUCAAAACAUGACCUCCAAUAGAUAUUAGAAUAAAACUUCAGUGACUUUAUGCUUAGUUGAUAAGUCAAUACUCCUAUUUCCAUGUGUAUUAUAAUAUAUAUAUACUAUUUUUUC